AGACAAAAAGAAAGGGAAUUGUUUGAAAAGGGUUAUACCGUAACAUGAUCGUGACAGGCUGGUGACGCGAACCUCUGUUCUACUACUUAAGUACAUACAAAUAACGCGAAAAAAUAACGUUAACUUUAAUAUUCUGGAGAUUUCAAAAUACAGCUAUAUAAAGAGAUCAUUUUGCUAGAAUUUUACUUAUUGAAAUUUUUUUAAAUUGCACAUUUGAUCAAUGUAAUCACAUGCAACACAUUGCUAAUUAUUUUAUAAACUUGUUUGAAAACAAUCACAACGGAGAACAUAGAAAGAUUUGAAAACCACGCGUAUCACGGAUACACUCUAGUUCUUAUCAUAGAACUCGGGCUUGUCUGAUCGUACGCUGAGCAAAGAAGGAAGUGGCAGUAUCUUUUAGUAUUCCGUUUCGUUCUGUUCUCAUUUCGCGAGCGGUUCAUGCUGUUUUAACAUAGUCCGCGCACGGUGAAAGUGACACCAAACGCAACAUUUUACAGGAUAUUGAAGAAAUUUUUGGUUAAUAUAUUUAUGAGUAAAAUAUCUGAUAUAAUUUCUCUAUCAUUUCAAAGAGCGAGGAAACAAUGAGACGAUAUUCAUAUUCUCGUCGACAACAAAUUGUUCCAGAAGAAUAUCGAUCGUGCGAAGUGAGCAUAUCGUCCGCUCGUGCGUCGGUAAUGGUAUAUGACGACGUUAAUAAAAAAUGGGUACCAAGUGGCAGUUCCUCAGGACUCUCCAAAGUUCAGUUAUACCAUCAUCAAGUGAACAAUACAUUUCGCGUAGUGGGAAGAAAGUUACAGGAUCACGAAAUCGUUAUCAAUUGCGCGAUCCUCAAAGGAUUAAAAUACAAUCAAGCGACAGUCACAUUUCAUCAAUGGCGAGAUAAUAAACAAGUAUACGGUCUGAAUUUUUCCAGUAAGGAUGACGCCGACGCAUUUGCUAGGGCGAUGUUACAAGCACUCGAUGUAUUGAGCAAUGGAAGCAAUAUAUCGAGAAGUCUUGCACCUGCCUCAGCUACUCAACAGCAAUCCGUCUUUCAGCAACAGCAACCUACUAAUGCUCAAUACGAUGAAGAUAUGGGAUACAGAACCAUGACCAGAGAAGAUGUAGCAAUUAUUCAGGAACGCAGAAUGUCUCAACAAAGCCAAGCAACAAAUAGUCCGAACGCAAUUUCUCCAAGUUGUCCUCUCGCAUCGCAGCAACAGCAACAGCCGGCUCCACAACAACAACAACAACAACAACAACCACCACCUCAACAAUCUAUGCAACAACAACAAUCGCAGCCGCCAGCGCCACCACAACCUCCGCAACAGCAACAACAACAACAACAUCAAGUGCAGCAGCAACAACAACAAUCGCAGCCAUUGCAGCAACAAUCUCAAUCCGGUCAUCAUAGAACUUCGUCAGCACCUCCAGCUCCGCAACCUCAGCAACAAACUGUUAUACAAUCGAUGCAAGUUACCGGUGGCAUUGGAACUAGUGCAGCACAAAUGACGAGCGGAGGUGCGCCUCCAGUACCUCCACCACAGCCACCUAUGGCGGCAGCAGCUCCACCGUGUCCACCGGCAAUGAUAAACUUUAACGUCCCGGUACCACCACCUCCAAUGAUGAUGAGCCAAUAUGCGCAAUCCCCAUCUUCUCAAUCAAAUUUGCCGAAUCAGUCCCAAGCACAGUCAAUUUAUGGUAGUAGUCAAGGAAAUCAGUAUGGAGCCGCACCGAACAAUAGUCAAUACGCGACUGUCGCUGUCGUCGGGCAAAGUCCAUGUCAGUAUUCUUCUGGAAAUCAGAAUAACUUCUACAAUAACAACGGACAAGUUGCUAACGCGUAUUCUAGUGGACAACCUGGACAAACAAAUCAGUAUGGCGGCGGUGGUGGUAGUAGUGGUGCUGGUGGUCCUGGUGGUCCUGGUGGGAAUCAAUAUGGAAGUAGUAAUUCGAUUGGUCAGUAUGCCAGUAGCGGAGCUGCGACAACAGGUCAGGGUUAUGGGGUAGGUGUCGCAGUCAACGUUGGUGUCGGCCAGCCGAAUCAGUCUCAGUACAAUAUUGUAUCUCAAGCACAGGCACAAUAUGGUACUAGCCAAAUACAAGCAGUUUCGAGCGCUACGAAUCCUUAUGGAACACCAUCAAAUUCAGUGAAUCAAUAUAGUAGCACUAGCGGUGUAGGUGGUAGCGGUGGUACUUGUGGAAAUACUGUUGGCAGUGGUAGUGGUGGCCCUGGCAGUGGACAUCACGUACCACCUGUUAAUCCUAAUGUUUACGCUCCUCUCGGUAAUGCUGGUCCUCAACCACCUCCUAUGCUACCAGUGGCUGGGCCUGCCGCUCCACCUCCACCUCCUCCACCACCUGCUCCGAAAAUCAACGCUGUUAAUCUAAAUCCUCUUUCUGGAUCUGGUUCCACUGGAUCAGUAAGUUCUGUCACAAAUAGCGAGCCAUCACCGGAUUCAAAUUCGUUGGCUGCAGCAAUUCAAGCGACUCGUCUUAAAAAGAAGCAACAGACAUCACAGCAACCAGUAGAAAACAGUGGUUCUAGUACUAGUAGCAGUGGAAGUGCUGGAAGCGGAAAUUAUGGUACUUUAGGAAGAGGUGGAGGUGGCGGUAUGGCUUCCAUGAUGGAUGAAAUGGCUAAAACUUUAGCCCGUAGACGAGCUGCCGUUGAGAAAAAACAACCCGAACAACCACAAGAACCUGAGAGUUCACCCGAUAAGAAAUCAUGGGAUAAGAAUAGUUCAUCUAACAAUAAAUUCUCAAAUGGUGCCGAAUCACCAAAAUCGGUUCGCAAGAGGUUUGGUUCAGCUUCGGAGGAUACACUUUUAAAAGUAAACGGUGUUAAUGAUGGGGCUGUGCUCACUGCUCAAGAAAUGGAAGCAUUUAAAGCAGAGAUUAUCAAGGAAGUGCGUAAAGAAUUUCAAAAGAUGAAACAAGAGAUUGUAGAUGCUGUCAGAACGGAACUAAGUAGAAGAUAAGGAUGAGAUGCGGACCAGUUUGAACUAAAACGAAGGAAAAAAUGAAGAAUUCUCUACCAUUGUGUAGGUCAACCGAAACGAUCAUCGACAACCGUACACGAAUUUUUUUUUACUACGUAUUCGCGAAAAUGGAAUGCAGUUAUACCCCAUGUAUAUCAGACAUGUUUGUGUGUAAGUACGUUAUAUCUAAUCUAGUGUUUUAAGUGAACCGUACCCUUUCGUUGCUUACUUGAGCGAAUGGUAAGCAAUGUGAUUUUUGGAUAAAAUUGAUUCUGAUUCUACCAAUUCGAUGCACACUACAUUUUAGCAUUCAUAUUAGUCUUCGGUGGUAUUGUACGUUUUUUAAAUUUUUUUUGUUUUUUAUUUUUUUUUUAUGAUUUUUUAAAUUAAUAACGAUUACCAUGUACACUGUUUCGAUAACUUGUUCAUAAUUGAAUCGAACAAUCUAAUGUGAUGUAACGUAAUGCUGAUCUCACGCACAAUGGAAAACGCUUGCGUUUCUAUGUAAAUAUCACAAAACUUAAUUCAGCAAGAGAUACGUAAAAGGUUAUAAAAAAAAUAUCCCUACUUUAAGACGCAUUUAAAAUAUCGAAUUAAAAAUAUUUGCAUUGAAUUUUGUUGCGGUCAUAAUGCAAUUUUAUCCUUUUAAACAUUUUUUUUUUUUUAUAUACGUAAUAUACGUAUUAUAUUAUAUAUUAUAUAUACGUAUAUAUUAUAUUCGCAAUAUCGAUAUCACUUGAAUUUUUUUCGUACAUACCACCACUUCCAUGUACAGAUUUCAUUAAUACGCACAGUUCAAUACAUUCCAAAUCAAAGUUUUUCGGUAUUGCAAAACAGGUAGAACAGAAUAAAGUGAUCAUCAACUAACUGCCACACGAUUUUCCAGUAAAGUUAGUUCUCGAUCUACUCGAGAAAUAUGUUUCACAAUUUCUUUUAAUACAAAAAUAUAUCCAUUAUCCGAUCGUUAAAAAAAUUACGAUCGAUUUUAUAUCUACGCAUCAUUGAUCGCUACAAAUUCAAAAUUCAACGUAUGACAGGGCGAUCAUGUUUGCUACCGAUAUAGUAUACUACUCUCCGUUCUUAUAUUUUUUUAUCGUCUCUCGUACGAUUCUCACAGAAAAUGAGAAAAUUAACAUUGCAGUUCAUAUAUAUUCUAUGUAUCUAUAAUAUAACCAUACGUACGCUGAUUCGCACCAGCUUAUUGGCAUUUAUUGCAUUCAAACUGAACAGGAUCGGAGAGUGUUAGCAAUCAAGAAAGAAAGAGGAGAAAGAGAGAGAGAGAGAGAGAGAGAGAGAGAGAGAGAGAGAGAGAGAAAGUGAGAAAGUGAGAGAGAAAGAGAGAGAGAGAGAGAGAGAAAGAGCGAUAGAAAGAAAGUGUACGAAAGAAAGAAAAGUAAGAGAAAGAAAUGAAGAGAAAAAGAAAAAAAGAUUAUCAUAUCCAUUCCUCGCAGUAUUCAUUUAUUUCGUAAAGUGCUAAAAUAUCAAUGACAUUCGAUGAUAUGAUAUGAUUCCUGAUAUGAUAUGAUGUCAUGAUGUAAAAUUAAAUGACGUGUAUGAUAAACAUCGAUGAUUCAUUAUAUUAAUAUUAUAUAUUUUAUUUUUCUUUUUUUCUUUUUCUUUGCUUCAUAAGACGGACUUAUGACGACUGAUUAUUAAAUUAACGCAUUAAGAGCGCAACGAUAAUGUUAAGUAUUAUCAAACUAAAUUUUUUAUUUCAAUUUCUAGUCGUAUAAGAAAAAUAAUAAUGAAAAGUAUAAUCGCUAACAUUAAUAUCCACUUCAAUAUUUCAUAAGAUAAAAUUAUUAAGAGAUAAUCUCAAUCCGAUUUGGAUUUUUAAGAAUUAUGAUAUUUGCGCAUUUUCUUACAAAUAUUAUCUAUAAAAAUGAUUCGUUUUAAUUUCAUAUUUUUUUCCUUCGUAUCGCGCAAUCGUUCUUAAAAUUGUAAUUACAUAUUAAAUUUUUGUCUUAAGGUCGGGGACAAAAAAAAAACUAGUAUCUAAUCUCUUUUAAUGCUCGGAUAAUCUCAAAUUAAGACGUUUCGUUUACGAUGUUUCGAUACAACCGACUGAACUGAAUAAAAUAAUGCUCUCGUUGUUAUGAUAAGCAUGUAUAUAUUCUUGGCAAAUCUUUUUUUUUUUUUUUUUUUUUUGCCACUCGAUGCAUUUCACAUUGAAACAAUAUAUUCCGUUCUGUUUUAUCGCAUUCCACUAUCAUUGUACGACUUUCGAAAAUUUUUAUGCUUAUCGACGUUUAUAUUUUGCUACUUGAUUUCAUUUCCAUAUUAACUUUUAAGGCUUUCCACGGUGAAUAAUCUUGCGAUCGCGUUGCGUCGUCUUUUUUAAAAAAAAAAAAAUAACGAUUCGACGAAAACUAUUGUUUAAACAAUUUACAAGGUUAAAUUUUAAACGAUCGAACCAACAGGUGGAACAGGUAUGCAUGUGUGUAAGAAAUAAUAUAACAUGAGUGGCUGUGUGCAUAUGUGUAUGCGCGCGCGCGUGUGAUUAAAAAUGCGAACGUGAAUGUUGGACGGUGGGUGUUGCGUGUAAAGAAGAGAAAAGGGAAAAGUUUGGGCGCGGCAAUGGUAAACGUUCGAUGAAUAUAAGGGGAGAAGUGAAUCGCACGGGGUACGAGAAAAGUACGACUAGUGUUAGAUGCAUUUAUAUUAUAUUUAACAUAUGUAUAUUUAUAUAUACAUAUAUCAUACAUGGAUAAUUUUAAUAAUGAUAGGAUUAACGUGCGAGCAUAAAGAGUGUUUUGUUACGAUUGAAAUUAUUUAAGGAGCGUAAAAGGUAGCGUGGCGAUAACGGAUCGACAUUGCUUUUUACCGAUACCGAUGAAUGGAGUCGGAAUCGAGCCAAGUCGGGAGAUAUACCGUGUCCAGGGCCAUUAUAAACGAUGUGUAUUAUAAUUAAUGUAUCAGCAGCAAGCAAAAUACACGUAUGAUAUGAAAAAUAACGAGUGAAAUACUAUUUUAUGUAUUACGUGCGACGUAACGGCAACGAGAGGUCGAAAAAAACAUUGUUUAUUUUAAACGCUCCCCUCUAUAUAUACGCUGUUCGAUAAUUUGCUCGCUGGUUAUUAUUUCUUAUCCGAAAUAUACUGAUAACCAUCGAUAUCUCACCGUGUGCAUACGUACACAAUGUAUGCACGAUAAAUACCUUGACUCGCAUUAACUUCUUAAUCGUCGAUCGUCGAGUCUCGUCGCCGUUUCCCGUCGUUGUUUAUAAUAUAAAUAUACAUAUAGAUAUGUCGACGAUGCAAAUUAAAAGGUGAAAACCAUUUAAAAAACAAUGUGGCAACGUUACUCCUGAUGAUAAACAUUAUAAAAACGGUAGGCUGAAAAAAAACAUAUGAUGAUUUAGCAACGUUUUCGAUUAUACUAUACAGAUUCAGAAACGUUUGCACUCCCCUCCCCCUUUCCCCCUUGUGUCGUUUAGCAACAAGAAACAUCGAUGAUAUCGACCCUUAGAGAACUGUUCUUACUUCAUCAAGUGGAAUUGCAACUACAACGACAACGACGGAACGUAUCCUAGACUCAUCGAAGAGAGAAGGCUCGACGAGGCCACGUAGCGUAUUCUAUUAGCGUUUAAAAAGCGAUCGCGCGCGCGCGAAGGAAAAUUUAUACGAACUACAAUUAGCAGCGUUAAUACGAAAGUUUGAAGAAUCGAUGCCGAACACGCACUGUUUCUUAAAACGUAUCUUGAAAAUAUUUGUAUGUAAAUGAAUGACGAAAUAAUAAAAAGUAUACGCUCAA
This is a messenger RNA of Apis cerana (Asiatic honeybee), 6713 nucleotides long. RefSeq names its product ENAH actin regulator enabled (gene ena). Gene Ontology annotation, molecular function: SH3 domain binding. Lineage: Eukaryota; Metazoa; Arthropoda; Insecta; Hymenoptera; Apidae. The record is from RefSeq and is a predicted model, not a curated record.